Molecule: messenger RNA, 1308 nt
Organism: Rhagoletis pomonella (apple maggot)
Lineage: Eukaryota; Metazoa; Arthropoda; Insecta; Diptera; Tephritidae
Exons: 2
Coding region: 713-1114 (133 amino acids)
Biological process (GO): DNA-templated transcription initiation
Molecular function (GO): DNA binding
Source: RefSeq, a predicted model, not a curated record
GUAUGCCGCAAACACAACAAUCUGGUAACAUCUGCUCCAACUAGCCGUGCAACAACUACAAUUUAUCCUCAACAACUACAAUUCAUCCGCGGAUUAGUCUCAACUGUGCCUACAACACGUUACUUUUCGCAAUUCAGAAAUCAGCAACAACCAACGUCCAGCAUAAGUACCGGAACUACCACAUCAACAAUUGUUGCCACAAAAGCUACUGACAACCGAACUACUCACGUACUCAUAAAUCGCUCCAAUAACACUUUAAUCGGUGGUAACACUACACAAUGCCUGCAGAACGCUAAAAUUUUGAAUAAACCACCGACAAAUAUUGCAGCGACGGCCGUUAUCGCUAAUAAGUCUCCAAUUAAUCACAAUACUCAUUCUCCUGCCAUACAAGCUAUGAAGCUGCGACAACAACCCCUGCGCCAAAACAUUUCGGCCUUGCAACAAAUUAGGCAACAAACACAACACCAGCAAAAAUAACAGCAACAACAACAAAAUAUUCAACUCAGCAGGGACAUCUCUCCCUGCGACAACAGUCGCUGCCCCGCCCGAUGGUACUUCCAUCACAGAAGCUGGAACUACUAAGCCUGAGGUUGAAUCCGAGAUUGACAUUGUGAUCAACAACGUGGUUUGCUCGUUCAGUGUGCGAUGCCAUUUGAAUCUGCGUGAUAUUGCUCUCAAUAUUCCCAAUGUGGAGUAUCGUCGCGGGAACAGUAUGCUGUCAAUGAAGCUGCGAAGACCUUAUACGACUGCGUCCAUCUGGUCAUCAGGUCGAAUCACCUGCAUAGGUGCCACGUCUGAAGAACAGGGGCAUCAGAUCCUUAUGCUAAUGCCACUACUGAUGGCUUUUGAUGUGCAAUUAAGCUCACGUUUGGGCAUGCUGGAGACGGCCCUAGUAGGCUACAAAAAUAUGUGCGGUAAUUUGGAGAAGGAAUUAACGAAUGCCAAGCAAUUACCCGUGGCAGAUCAAUCAAUAGAAAAUGUCAUAAGCUCAGAAGUCUAUCAGCAUACAAAGAAAGAGUGGAUACCAACGUUCUACAGUAACCAUGUCCUAAAGCGCAAUAUGUGGUUGGUACGUUCUUGCUCUUUGAGUGAAAUUCGUUUGCUUGCCCAAUAACUCGCAUAACUAAUUCUAAAUAAAUUCAAGUUGGUAAGGCGUUAAACAGGCGAUCGCGACUCUUGUGUUGCUGGACCGUUUAAAGCACCCAGAUAUUCAGUAUAUGAAGAUUUGAGUAUAUAAAAGAAUAUGAGCUUUUGACAAAAAUAAAAGAUCAAAAAUCAACAGUAACUUUUAAUUACUUCAAAUCUGCA